Molecule: messenger RNA, 2160 nt
Organism: Sarcophilus harrisii (Tasmanian devil)
Lineage: Eukaryota; Metazoa; Chordata; Mammalia; Dasyuromorphia; Dasyuridae
Gene: PRPF19
Product: pre-mRNA processing factor 19
Exons: 15
Coding region: 247-1761 (504 amino acids)
Biological process (GO): protein ubiquitination; mRNA splicing, via spliceosome; DNA repair
Cellular component (GO): U2-type catalytic step 1 spliceosome; Prp19 complex; cytoplasm
Molecular function (GO): protein binding; ubiquitin protein ligase activity
Source: RefSeq, a predicted model, not a curated record
GAGAGCUCCUUCCGGUCCCAUUGCAUGCCGGGAAGGACUCGUUUCCGUUAGUUGCCCAAGGAUCCCGCGCGCGACGGCUUCCCCCACGUGAAGCCCCGCGUGCCCGGCCCUCUUCUUUCCCCCUCUCCCUCCUCGAACCGGAACCACCCCCCGGGAGAGGGGGAGAACCGGAAGUAGAGGCGUCGGCCCCGGAAGCAGAGCCCGGCGGGAAGGGAGCCCCAGCGCGGCGGCGGCGGCGGCGGCGCCAUGUCCCUCAUCUGCUCCAUCUCCAACGAGGUCCCGGAGCACCCCUGCGUGUCCCCGGUCUCCAACCAUGUGUACGAGCGGAGGCUUAUCGAGAAGUACAUUGCAGAGAAUGGCACCGACCCCAUCAACAACCAGCCCCUGUCUGAGGAGCAGCUGAUUGACAUCAAAGUUGCCCACCCCAUCCGGCCCAAGCCGCCCUCUGCCACCAGCAUCCCGGCCAUCCUGAAGGCCCUGCAGGACGAAUGGGACGCCGUCAUGCUGCACAGCUUCACCCUGCGCCAGCAGCUGCAGACCACCCGCCAGGAGCUGUCCCACGCGCUCUACCAGCACGAUGCCGCCUGCCGUGUCAUUGCCCGUCUCACGAAGGAGGUCACCGCUGCCCGAGAAGCCCUGGCCACGCUGAAGCCCCAGGCCGGGCUCAUCGUGCCCCAGGCGGUGCCAAGCUCCCAGCCCAGUGUUGUGGGCGCCGGCGAGCCGAUGGAUCUGGGAGAGCUGGUGGGAAUGACCCCCGAGAUCAUCCAGAAGCUUCAAGACAAAGCUACGGUGCUCACCACGGAGCGUAAAAAGAGGGGGAAGACGGUGCCGGAGGAGCUGGUGAAGCCAGAGGAGCUCAGCAAGUACCGGCAGGUGGCAUCCCAUGUGGGGCUGCACAGCGCCAGCAUCCCGGGAAUCCUUGCCUUGGACCUCUGCCCGUCAGACACCAACAAGAUCCUCACCGGAGGGGCGGAUAAAAACGUGGUCGUCUUUGACAAGAGCUCCGAGCAGAUCCUGGCCACGCUCAAAGGCCACACCAAGAAGGUCACCAGCGUGGUGUUCCACCCGUCCCAGGACCUGGUGUUUUCUGCCUCCCCGGACGCCACCAUCCGCAUCUGGUCGGUUCCCAACGCCUCUUGCGUGCAGGUUGUCCGGGCCCACGAGAGUGCCGUGACUGGCCUGAGCCUGCACGCCACGGGUGACUACCUGCUGAGCUCUUCGGAUGACCAGUACUGGGCCUUCUCCGACAUCCAGACGGGACGAGUGCUCACCAAGGUCACUGAUGAGACUUCGGGUUGCGCUCUCACCUGCGCUCAGUUCCAUCCUGAUGGGCUCAUUUUUGGGACCGGGACCAUGGACUCUCAAAUCAAGAUCUGGGACCUGAAGGAACGCACCAACGUGGCCAACUUCCCAGGACACUCUGGGCCCAUCACCAGCAUCGCCUUCUCGGAGAACGGCUAUUACUUGGCUACUGCGGCCGACGACUCGUCCGUCAAACUCUGGGAUCUUCGCAAACUCAAGAACUUCAAGACGUUGCAGUUGGACAACAACUUUGAGGUGAAGUCUCUGAUCUUUGACCAGAGCGGCACAUACUUGGCCCUCGGAGGCACCGACGUUCAGAUCUACAUCUGCAAGCAGUGGACAGAAAUCCUCCACUUCACAGAGCACAGCGGCCUGACCACAGGGGUGGCCUUCGGGCACCACGCCAAGUUCAUCGCUUCGACUGGCAUGGACAGGAGCCUCAAGUUCUACAGCCUGUAGGCCCUGUCCCCUACAGAUCCCGAGGCCUUGUCUCUGUAGUGUGGGUAGCAUUUAGGGUGGGGGGUGGGAAGGGGAGAGAGACUGAGGGGAGGGGGGAGGACUUUGGGGAGGGACUCACAGCAUUUCACUCUGGUCUGAACGGUGGCUCAGCCAGUCCCGACUGUCCUAGAGGCCGAAGUCGCCCUGCCCUGUGCCACCGCCUCUGGGCACGGGGCCUGCCCCAGAGCCAGCGCCCCCGGGGAAGAUGAGCCGUUGCCCCGGGGCACCACAGAAGGGGCCUGGCCUGCCCACCUCCAGCUUGCUUUAGCUCCCAGGGAGGCCGAGCCCAGGGGGAGGGGCACAGAACAUGGGCAGGUUUUUGUAAGCAGUGAUCUAGUUUCAUUAAAAAAAAUAAAUGAA